GAAAACCGAGAUACCCGACCUGUAAACAAAAACUCUGCAUCGUCCCCGCUUCAUGUUACACUCAGCUUCUGGGCCUUCAACAUGGUAUCGCACACCUGGAUUUUAAUGCUGAUUUACACGUGUACAGGUGUUUUAUCAGUACUGGGCUCGGUUCAUCGCUAUAAAAGAUCUACCAGUUGUGCUAAGAAGUUUCAGGUUAUUCCAAAUCAUUCUGCAUGUUUACAAAAAUCAUCAGAGGCGACCAAUUCAGGUGUAUCCGAAGAAGACAAGAAAUCGAUUGUAGAUAAACAUAAUGAAUUCAGAUCGGGCGUACAGCCAACAGCGGUCAUCAUGGCGAAAAUGUAUUGGGAUGAUGAAAUAGCAUUGAUUGCUCAGAGUUAUGCUGAUGCUUGUAAAGGACUCGUACACGAUGGAGGACGACAGCGCAGUAUUCCUGGUCGUUUUUCUGUGGGUCAGAACUUAGCAAGUGCGUCAUACGACCUUGGAUGGCCUGGUGUAGUGACGCUAUGGCACGACGAGGUGAAAGACUUCACUCUGGGGGGAAGUAAUGUUUUGUCUAAAGUGGGUCACUAUACACAGGUUGUCUGGAAAGAUUCCAUAAAAAUUGGAUGUGGGUUUGCUGUCUGUGGGUCAACGAGAAGCUAUGUUUGUAAUUAUGGACCAGGGGGUAACUUGGACAUCAACAACCCCUAUACAUCUGGCGCGGCGUGUAGUGGAUGUCCAACAAGCUGUAGAAAUAGUCUAUGUGACUGCCAAGGAAAGGUUUGCGAAAAUGGAGGUACAAUGGAUUUCAAUACGUGCACAUGCUCGUGUAAAACUCCAUCUACUACAUACCUUGCCCCGUCCUGCCAAUUAAACUGCACAGGACAAAAAGAUCCAUUUUUCUGUGGUUCACAGUUCACACCAGACAUGUGUGACAGAUUCACCAAUGUGCCAUCGGACUGUCCCACGAUGUGUCAAGUUUGCCCAUAUGCAGGUAUUAGCUUUCAGCCAGGUAGCGGACAGAUUAAGGCGGAGCCUCAUACAAAGUUAUCGUUCUUGUUCACAGUUUUCCUCAUCGUUCUACAGUUUAUUAUUUUAGAUAAUAAGACGCGGAACGCUGAUUUUCAGUUUCUGUUAGGGAAGAAGGAAACUUCUAAGAAAAAAAAAAAAAAAGAAUCUCUGCUAUCGUUACUCAAACCAACAUACCCCAGCCGUCAGACUUUCAGAAUGGGCCCGGGACCACGAACCUGCGUCGUGCUGCUGAUGUGUGUAUGUUCUUUAUUCUUUGCGAGUGCCGACGACCGCCUAUGGAACAAUUGUGCAAAGAAGUAUCAAGUUAUUCCUAACCAUUCUGCUUGUCUACAGAGGUCACCAAUGGCUAGAGACUCAGGUAUUUCAGAAGAAAAUAAGAGAAUCAUUGUUAAUAAACAUAAUGAAUUCAGAGCGGAUGUGCAACCGGCAGCAGUCGCCAUGGCUAAAAUGUACUGGGACGAUCAGAUAGCAAUAAUCGCCCAGAGGUAUGCUGACGCAUGUAAAGGACUCGUACACGACGGUAAAAGACAACGCAGCAUUCCUGGUCGUUUUUCUGUUGGACAAAAUUUGGGAAGCACUUCAGAAGACAUGAACUGGGAAGAAAUAGUGACACUUUGGCAUGAUGAGGAAGCAGACUUUACACUGGGAGGGAGAAAUGAUCCCUCUAAAGUCGGUCACUAUACACAGAUUGUGUCGGCUACGUCUACAAGGAUUGGUUGUGGUUUUGCUGUCUGUGGUUCAAUGAGAAGCUUUGUUUGUAAUUAUGGACCAAGUGGAAACAAGGAUUUAAACAACCCCUAUGAAUCUGGAACUGCAUGCAGCGAUUGUCAAGGAAGCUGCAAGAAUAAAUUGUGUGACUGUCAAGGAAAGGUAUGUGAAAAUGGAGGUACGAUGGACUUCAACACCUGUACCUGUACAUGCAAACCUCCGCGUACAACCUACAUAGGUCCAACAUGUCAAUUAAACUGUACCGGCCAGAGGGACCCACCGCAAUGUGGCAGACAAUUUACCCGUCAGUCCUGUGAAACGUACUCUAAUGUACCCGAGGACUGCCCCACCAUGUGUCAAGUGUGUCCCUAUGCUGGUAUCGGAUAUGAGGGAAGCGGAACGUGGUUGCAGCCUUGUGUACAGUUAUCGUUCUUGUCUAUUUCUCUUGUUCUAUACUUUACUCUGUGACCUUCGUUGACACUUUAUUUUUCUUUUUGAGAAAUCUAUCUGAAUAUGCAAUCUGUAGUAUUUUGGACGCAAGUUACGUUAAAAGGAACUAAUAAAAUCUCAUUUUUCCCUUUUGAAUGACAUUUAAGAUAUUCCAAAAAUAUAUCAAGAACAAUUGAAAAUGUGAACUGUUACUUAGAGAAAAUUCGGGACACUGUGAUGUAAAAUAAUUUUUUCGAUUGAUAAAUUAAAAAAAAUCA
Messenger RNA from Saccostrea echinata, 2429 nucleotides. RefSeq lists its product as uncharacterized. The transcript has 22 exons. Lineage: Eukaryota; Metazoa; Mollusca; Bivalvia; Ostreida; Ostreidae. The record is from RefSeq and is a predicted model, not a curated record. Gene Ontology annotation, cellular component: extracellular region. Bases 82 to 2190 code for a protein of 702 amino acids.